ACUCCAGGUAGGGAGGAGAUUUGAGAGUAAAAAAACAUUGUAAUCAGCUUGAAGAAACAUUUUGGACUGGAUACUUUCACUAGUGAAACAUGAGGGGUGUAACAAUGGGUACAGAAGACGCAGCAGCUGCUGAAUGGCAAAAGUGAAAGGCAGAUUGAUCGAAGUUCCAUUCACUGUUAUAUUUCAUCAUCACAGGAUGAUCCUUUCUCGCUCAUGGACGCUUGUUAAACAUUUUGAGGGUGCACCAAAACCAUCAGACUUCAAGCUAAAGGAAGUUGGAUUAAGUCCAAUAAAGAAUGGAGAAGUGAUGCUGGAAGCUGAGUAUUUUAGUGUGGAUCCUUAUAUGAGGCCAUACAGUAAGCAUAUGAUGAAGGAAGGCGAUGUCAUGAUUGGAACUCAAGUUGCCAGGGUUUUGGAAAGUAAAAAUUCAGAGUUUCAGGUUGGCAGUUUUGUUCUUUCAAAUGCUGGCUGGACAACUCAUUCCAUUUCUAAUGGCAAAGAGUUAACACCACUGCUUGCCAAUUGGCCUGCUCACAUUCCCAGAUCACUGGCUCUUGGGACAAUAGGAAUGCCUGGACUGACUUCUUAUUUCGGUCUUCAUGAAAUCUGCUGUGCAAAGAAAGAUGAAAUCGUGCUGGUCAAUGGUGCUGCUGGGGCAGUAGGAACAAUCGUUGGUCAGAUUGCAAAAAUCAUUGGAUGCAAGGUUGUUGGCUCCGCAGGAUCAGAUGAUAAAGUCCAGUAUCUGAAGGAAAUUGGAUUUGAUGAAGUUUUUAACUACAAGACUGUGAGCUCUUUGGAAGAAGCCUUGAAGAAAGCAUCUCCUGAGGGAUAUGAUUGCUUUUUUGAGAAUGUUGGAGGUGAGUUUGCAGAUGUGGCGUUGCUGCAGAUGAGGAAGUAUGGAAGGAUUGCUGUAUGUGGGGCUAUUUCCCUGUACAAUGAUACAGUCCCAAGGAAAGGGCCGUAUGUUCACUACCCUUUAAUCUUCCAAGAGUUGCGUAUGGAAGGAUUCACAGUACAGCGCUGGCUGAACCGAUACAACGAAGGUCUGGAAAAGCUGAUGCAGUGGGUUGUUGAGGGAAAGCUAAAGUAUGAUGAGCACAUCACUAAAGGGUUUGAUAACAUGCCGUCGGCUUUCAUCGGAAUGCUUAAAGGAGAUAACAUUGGGAAAGCCAUAAUUACUGCUAAAUAAGCGCUAGAGGAGCAAGGAUCUGCAGCAUCUAGCAAGUCAAAAGAUUCACUGUAGAAAAUGACUCAUGCAUUCAUGUCACCUUUUAAGUAACACGUAUCCAAAAUGAUGAAACUAGUUUUUUUUUCAAUAAAAUCAGGUUAUUCCUUUCCUGUCUGUAUACGGCAAAUGACCCCAAUCUCAUAAACGCGCACAGUAAUUGUGCAGUCAUACUGUCA
Xenopus laevis (African clawed frog) is the source of this 1404-nucleotide messenger RNA. It is a transcript of the gene ptgr1.4.S, whose product is annotated as prostaglandin reductase 1, gene 4 S homeolog. The record is from RefSeq and is a predicted model, not a curated record. The transcript has 11 exons. NCBI's taxonomy places the organism in Eukaryota, Metazoa, Chordata, Amphibia, Anura, Pipidae. The coding region runs from base 134 to 1189 and encodes 351 amino acids.